Molecule: messenger RNA, 8463 nt
Organism: Mirounga angustirostris (Northern elephant seal)
Lineage: Eukaryota; Metazoa; Chordata; Mammalia; Carnivora; Phocidae
Gene: ARHGEF17
Product: Rho guanine nucleotide exchange factor 17
Exons: 22
Coding region: 827-7096 (2089 amino acids)
Biological process (GO): actin cytoskeleton organization
Molecular function (GO): protein binding; guanyl-nucleotide exchange factor activity
Source: RefSeq, a predicted model, not a curated record
CUGAAUGUCGGUGUGUACCAGUUUAUGGGUCGAAGGUUGCCAUGUUGGGGUUCCUUGGGCAGAAGGGGUUACCGCGCAGAAGCGUCUGAACCGCAGUCGGUGCUCAGCCCCGGCUGUGUGUCGGCGGAGCUGACCACACUCAGAGGUUUCGUGCGUCGCAGCGAGUCCUUGGGGGGGCAGCUUGGCCAAUGGGUUCCAGAAGGGGUCCUGUGGAGGGUCGCUUCGGUCUGCAUGUGCUCAAGCAGUCUUGUUUCUCCUUCGACUCCUCCCCGAUUCCCUCCCCCCGAAACCCCGAUUCCCAGCCUUGCGCGCGCCCGGAGCCCACCCCCUCUUUUGGGCGCGAGGCCCCGCCUCCCACCCCCUUUCCUCAGCCACAAAGUUUAUUUGCAACAAAAGGGAGCGCGGAGCGAGCAGCCAAGAGGGAGGGAGCGGGAGCCGGAGCGGGAGCGCGAGGGAAGGCAGGCAGGCCGGCUGGCGGGCGCGGAGCCGAGGAACAGAGCCCUGGGAUCCUGCCCGGACCGGGCCGGGCCGCGAUGCUCCGAAUCGCCCCGGCCGAAGAGGGGGCCGGCCCCGGGGGUCGGCGCUGAGGCGGGAGGGACCGCGCUGGAUGGAGCCGAUGCCGCCCGCGGCCUCAGAAACUUGAGCCGCGGCAGAUAAAACCUCUGCUUGAGUCUCUGCGCCCUCUCCCCGCAAAUCCCCUCACACUGCUGCUGCAGAACCCAGGCCUUCGGACCCCGGCUGCUGCGCUCCUUCGGGGCGAGGGCGCAAGGGGGGGGGUUGGCCGCGGCUCCCCGAGGCCAGCCCCCCCAGAGUGAGUGUUGCCACCAUGGCGGACGGGGCGCCCCGGUCCCCGCUCUAUCGCAGCGUCUCGUUCAAGCUGCUGGAACGCUGGAGCGGCGGGCCCGGGCCGAAGGAAGAGGCCACGGACACCCCCGGGUUGCGGCGCCGCGCCUCGUGCCGGCCUGCCGCGUCGGUCCCGGGCCAGCCCUCCCGGCGCGUGUCCAAACUGGCGUCGGGGCCUCCGGCCUCCCCCGCGCAGCCGCGCCCGCUCCGCAGCCUCUCGCCGUCGGUGCGCCAGCUCUCCCGGCGCUUCGACGCGCAGCGCCUGGACGACGACCACGCAGGGGCCCGAGACGGGGGCGUCUCCCCCGGGGCCGCGGAAGAAGCGGCGGAGGGCGCGGCGCGCGGCGCCUGGCCCAGCGUCACCGAGAUGCGCAAGCUCUUCGGUGGCCCUGGCUCCAGGCGGCCCAGUGCCGACUCUGAGGCCUCGGGGACGCCCAGCCCCGACGGUGCCGUGUGGGAGCCCCCGGCCCGCGAGCCCCGGCAACCGCCGACGCCACCUCCUCGGACGUGCUUCCCCCUGGCGGGCCUGCGUUCCGCGCGGCCGCUACCCGGCCCAGGGACCGAGGGGAGGAGGCGGCGGCAGCAGCAGCAGCAACAGGAGCGGGCGCCGCGUCCGGCGGAUGGUUUACAUUCUUGGCAUAGCUUCUCCCAACCGCAGGCCGGGGCCCGGGCCUCCUGCUCCUGCUCCUCCUCCAUCGCCUCCUCCUAUCCUGUCAGCCGCGGCCCGGCUGCCAGCUCCAGCGAGGAGGAAGAGGAGGUCCCGCCGCCGCCGCCGCCCGGGGCGCAGAGUCCGGCCUACCACGGAGGCCACUCCUCGGGCAGUGACGAGGACCAGGACGGUGAGGGCGGCCACCGCUGGGGAGGGAGGCCGGGACCCAGGCCUGGAAGCUCCCUCUUGGAUAAGGACUGUAGGCCAGACAGUUAUGGGUUAAAUCUGGGCAGCAUGGAUUCAGCUGAAGGAGCCAGGAGUCCUGAGCCCCCCAAAUCUCCAAGAGCCUCUAGUGAGGAAGGACCCCGGGAGUGGGGUACUGGCUCGCCUCACUGUGGACCAGGUCCUCAGGAGGGACUCCGGCCCAUGUCUGACACUGUGGGGGGAGCUUUCCGCGUGGCCAAGGUGAGCUUUCCUGCAUACCUAGCCAGCCCAGCAGGCUCCCGCGGUAGCAGCCGCUAUUCCAGCACGGAGACCCUCAAGGAUGAGGACCCAUGGGCUAGUCGGGGUUCUGGGGGCUGGGGCAUGUACCGCUCCCCUAGCUUUGGAGCUGGAGAGGGGCUCCUCGUAAGGCCCCAGCCUCGAACCCGCACCAAGGGACCUGUGGGCACCACGAGGGCAUUGAGAGAUGGAGGACUGGAGUUGGACAAAAGCCGGCAGCGGAAGUCCUUGUCGAAUCCAGAUAUUGCCUCAGAGACCCUGACGCUGCUCAGUUUCCUUCGCUCAGACCUUUCAGAGCUCAGGGUCCGAAAGCCCAGUGGGCGCCCCAGUGACCUCGGGAGCGGCCCCAACUUAGAUGGCAGAGACUCACCAGCAGCAGGUGGCCCCAGGGCACAACUUGGACCCACGCCUGCCCCAGCGUCACCUGGCACCCGUCCCACACUCAAAGACUUGACGGCCACCCUUCGGAGGGCAAAGUCUUUUACCUGCUCUGAGAAGCCCGUGGCCCGCCGCCUAUCCCGCACCAGCGCCCUGAAGCCCAGCUCCUCUGAGCUCCUGCUGGCAGGCCCAAGUGCCGAGGAGGACCCACUGCCCCUGGUUGUCCAGGAUCAGUAUGUACAAGAGGCCCGUCAGGUUUUUGAGAAGAUCCAGCGAAUGGGUGCCCAACAGGAUGACGGAAGUGAUGUCCCCCCUGGAAGCCCUGUCUGGGCAGGAGACAUGACCCAAGGGCAGCGGUCCCAGGAGGAGCUCUCUGGCCCCGAGUCUAGCCUGACAGAUGAGGGCAUUGGGGCAGACCCUGAGCCUCUUGUUUCAGCCUUUUGCAGCCUGGGUACCACGGGGGUGUGGCGACCCCUUUCCUCGUCUUCAGCCCAGACCAACCACCAUGGCCCUGGGGCUGAAGAUAAUCUGGGAGGGUGGGCCCUGGUGUCCCCUGAUACCCCUCCCACACCAGGUGCCCUCCGACGGAGACGCAAAGUCCCUCCUUCAGGCCCUGGUGGGACUGAACUGAGCAAUGGAGAGGCAGGUGAGGCCUACCGGUCUCUGAGUGACCCAAUUCCACAGCGCCACCGGGCUGCCACCUCCGAGGAGCCCUCUGGGUUCUCCGUGGAUAGCAACCUUUUGGGCUCGCUGAGCCCCAAGACAGGGCUUCCAGCGGCCCCAGCUGUGGACGAGGGCUUGACCAGUGGCCACAGUGACUGGUCUGUGGGCAGUGAAGAGAGCAAGGGUUACCAGGAGGUUAUUCAGAGUAUUGUUCAGGGGCCUGGUGCUUUGGGGUGUGCGGUGGACGACAGGGUUGCUGGCAAAGCCCCGAAGAAGAAAUCUCUGAGUGACCCCAGCCGCCGUGGGGAGCUGGCUGGGCCUGGAUUUGAGGGCCCGGGAGGGGAGCCCAUCCGAGAAGUCGAGCCCGUGCUGCCUCCAUCUAGCAGUGAGCCCGUUCUUGCAGAGCGGCGGGCAGAACCAGAAGAACCCAGUCCUGCCAGGGGCCGGGCACAGUCUGAGAGGGCCCUACCCAAGACCCCACCUGCCUCCUCCACUGGCCGCCGCGACUUCCACCUUGACCCUAAACUGGCUGAUGUUCUGUCCCCACGGCUCAUCCGACGGGGUUCCAAGAAGCGUCCAGCCCGGAGCAGUCACCAGGAACUGCAGAGAGAGGAAGGCAGUGAGGACCAGACCAGCAACCUGUCACGGGCCCGACCAUCCUCCAAACACGUUCGCCAUGCGAGUGUGCCCGCCACCUUCACACCUAUUGUGGUGCCUGAGCCACCGACUACUGUUGGCCCCCCUGUGGCUGUGCCCGAGCCCGUGGGCUUCCCGGCCAGGGCCCACUCCACGCUGCAGGCACCGUCACUCGAGGAUGUCACCAAGCAGUAUAUGCUGACCCUCCACGCUGGCGAGGUUCCUGCCCCGGCACCAGUGGAUAUGCCCUGCUUGACUCCUGUUGCACCGCCUUCGGCUGAGGCCAAGCCCCCUGAGGCAGCCCGGGCUCCAGAUGAGCCUGCCCCAGCCGGCCAGUGCUGCAGCAAGCCACAGGUGGACAUGCGGAAGCACGUGACCAUGACCCUGCUGGACACGGAGCAGUCCUAUGUGGAGUCGCUGCGCACCCUGAUGCAGAUGAUGAACCUGAGACACAGAGACGUAAAGCAACUGUUCAAGGUCACAGAGCGGGGAAUUGCCACACCCUGGGGCUACAUGCAGCCGCUGAAGCAGCCCGAGAACUCCUUGCUGUGUGACCCGUCACUGGUGGAUGAGAUCUUUGACCAGAUCCCCGAGCUCCUGGAGCACCACGAACAGUUCCUCGAGCAGGUGCGGCACUGUGUGCAGACCUGGCACGCCCAGCAGAAGGUGGGAGACCUGCUUGUCCAGUCGUUCUCCAAGGACGUCCUGGUCAACAUCUAUUCUGCCUACAUUGAUAACUUUCUCAAUGCAAAGGAUGCCGUGCGCGUGGCUAAGGAGGCGAGGCCUGCCUUUCUCAAGUUCUUGGAGCAAAGCAUGCGUGAGAACAAGGAGAAGCAGGCACUGUCUGACCUCAUGAUCAAGCCUGUGCAGCGGAUCCCACGCUAUGAGCUUCUGGUGAAGGACCUCCUGAAGCACACACCUGAGGACCACCCAGACCACCCACUUCUGUUGGAUGCUCAGCGGAACAUCAAACAGGUGGCUGAACGCAUCAACAAGGGUGUGCGGAGUGCCGAGGAGGCAGAGCGACAUGCCCGUGUGCUGCAGGAGAUUGAGGCUCACAUCGAGGGCAUGGAGGAUCUCCAAGCCCCUCUGCGGCGGUUCCUCAGGCAGGAGAUGGUCAUCGAAGUGAAGGCCGUCGGUGGCAAGAAGGACCGGUCCCUCUUCCUCUUCACGGACCUCAUCAUCUGCACGACCCUAAAGCGGAAAUCAGGCUCCCUGCGGCGCAGCUCCAUGAGCCUGUACACGGCAGCCAGCGUCAUUGACACGGCCAGCAAGUACAAGCUGCUGUGGAAGCUGCCGCUAGAAGAUGCGGACAUCAUCAAAGGGGCGUCCCAAGCCACCAAUCGGGAGAACGUCCAGAAGGCUAUCAGCCGCCUAGAUGAGGACCUGACCACCCUGGGCCAGAUGAGCAAGCUGUCUGAGAGCCUUGGUUUCCCCCACCAGAGCCUGGACGAAGCACUGCGGGACCUCUCAGCCGCCAUGCACCGGGACCUGUCGGAGAAGCAGGCGCUGUGCUAUGCACUCUCCUUCCCCCCUACCAAGCUGGAGCUGUGCACCACGAGGCCUGAGGGCACGGACUCCUUCAUCUUCGAGUUCCCUCACCCUGAUGCCCGCCUCGGCUUUGAGCAGGCCUUUGAUGACGCCAAGAGGAAGCUGGCAUCCAGCAAAAGCUGUCUAGACCCUGAGUUCCUGAAGGCCAUCCCCAUCAUGAAAACCCGCAGCGGCAUGCAGUUCUCGUGCGCGGCGCCGACCCAGAGUAGCUGCCCCGAGCCCAUGCCCGAAGUGUGGGUGUGCAACAGCGACGGCUACGUGGGCCAGGUGUGCCUGCUGAGCCUGCGCGCCGAGCCCGACGUGGAGGCCUGCAUUGCCGUCUGCUCCGCCCGCAUCCUCUGCAUAGGUGCCGUGCCCGGCCUGCAGCGCCACGGCCACAGGGAGCGUCCGGCCUCGCUGAGGAGUGCCCCAGAGACGGCACUGGAGACCCCCGGUCCAGAACUGGACGUCGAGGCCGCGGACGAAGAAGCAGCGACGCUGGCAGAGCCAGGGCCCCAGCCCUGCCUGCACAUCUCCAUUGCAGGCUCGGGGCUGGAGAUGACACCGGGCCCCACCGAAGGGGACCCCCGCCCGGAAUUGGUGCCCUUUGACAGCGACUCCGAUGAUGAGUCUUCACCCAGCCCCUCGGGAACGCUGCAGAGCCAAGCCAGCCGGUCCACCAUCUCCUCUAGCUUUGGCAAUGAGGAGACCCCGAGCUCCAAGGAGGCUACGGCAGAGACGACCAGUUCAGAGGAGGAGCAGGAUCCUGGCUUCCUGCCACUGUCUGGCUCCUUCGGGCCUAGCGGUCCCUGCAGCACCAGCCCAAUGGAUGGGAGAGCCCUUCGCCGCUCCAGCCGUGGCUCCUUCACCCGGGGCAGCCUUGAGGACCUGCUGAGCGUUGACCCCGAGGCCUACCAGAGCUCUGUGUGGCUGGGCACUGAGGAUGGCUGCGUCCACGUGUACCAGUCCUCCGACAGCAUCCGCGACCGCAGGAACAGCAUGAAGCUCCAGCACACAGCCUCUGUGACCUGCAUCCUGUAUCUGAAUAACCAGGUGUUUGUGUCUCUGGCCAAUGGAGAACUUGUGGUCUACCAAAGAGAAGCAGGCCAUUUCUGGGACCCCCAGAACUUCAAGUCAGUGACCCUGGGUUCUCAGGGGAGCCCCAUCACCAAGAUGGUGUCUGUGGGUGGGCGGCUGUGGUGUGGCUGCCAGAACCGAGUCCUUGUGCUGAGCUCCGACACACUGCAGCUGGAGCACGCGUUCCACGUGGGCCAGGAUUCCAGCCGCAGCGUGGCCUGUAUGGUGGACUGCAGCCUGGGGGUGUGGGUGACGCUGAAAGGCAGCGCCCACGUGUGUCUCUACCACCCGGGCACCUUUGAGCAACUGGCAGAGGUAGACGUCACACCUCCCGUGCACAGGAUGCUGGCAGGCUCGGACGCCAUCAUCCGGCAGCACAAGGCUGCCUGCCUGAGGAUCACGGCGCUGCUGGUGUGCGAGGAGUUGCUGUGGGUGGGCACCAGUGCCGGCGUCGUGCUCACCAUGCCCACCUCACCCAGUACCGUCAGCUGCCCGAGAGCGCCCCUGAGCCCCGCCGGCUUAGGCCAGGGACACACUGGCCACGUCCGCUUCUUGGCUGCAGUCCAGCUGCCAGACGGCUUCAACCUGCUCUGCCCGACCCCACCGCCUCCCCCAGACACGGGCCCUGAGAAGCUGCCAUCCCUCGAGCACCGGGACUCCCCUCGGCACCGAGGACCUGCCUCAGCCAGGCCUAAAAUGCUCGUUAUCAGUGGAGGUGACGGCUAUGAGGACUUCCGACUCAGCAGUGGGGGUGGUAGCAGCAGUGAGACCGUGGGCCGAGACGACAGCACAAACCACCUCCUCCUAUGGAGGGUGUGACCCUGUCCACUGUGGCCCAGGACUUGCCCUCCCACCGCCCGCAGCCCGCUUGCCUCUUCCUAGCCCACACUUCCUAGCAGACUCUGACCAGGAGCGUCCCGCCAGGGGCACCCCUGUGCCUGCGUGGGCUCCCUCCCAUCCGCACGGAAGUAUUCCUGGUGGAACACCUGCUGGCCAGCGGGCCGGGGCCUCUCCCGACCCUCUGGCUGCUUCGGUACUCCCAGUCAUCAUGGGGGUGGGGCAGGGGGCAUGUGGGCUGCCCAGGACCUCUGUCCCUGGAGCUUCUACCAAAGACACGGCCGGGCCUGGACCCCAUGGGGCUCGGGAGGGCCAUGUGCAAUAUUUGGAGGGUUUUCUGGGGGCAGUGGGAGGGCUGGGGACAGAAUCCUUUCCCAUGUACAGUAUUUAUGUUCCUUUUUAGAUGUGUACCUUCCCAAGCACUUAUUUAUGCAAUGACCUGGGCAGGGGGUGAUUUGAGGAAGUCACAGAAGGGAAAAGACCCUAUUCCUGCUCUGGGGGCCACCCUGGGACCCUAAGCGAGCCUUCCUGGAAGGACCAAUCCCCCCCUCAUUACAUACUUGCGAACAUGUGUGCACAUACACAUGGGUGUGCAGGUAUGCGCGUGCACACGCACACACACACACUGCAUGUUCAGGGCACUAAAACAUUGCCUCUCAACAUACACUUUCCACGGCCUUGUCCUGAUUGGGCUGCCCUCCAGUAUCCAGAGCCAAGGACCAAGCACCCUCAGUCAUCCAGAACAAGGUAAUGACUGCAAGGGGCAAUGAUUCCCAUGCGGGGGCCUCCCCAGGCCUUGGCAUUUCCUAACUUGUUGGCAGUGCCUUUAGUCGUUUCCAAAUUUGGUAACACUGAUAGGGAGUUGGACAGGGCUCUCUCUCCUGGCCUGAGCAGGGAAAAGGAAAGGGCCCUUGUUCUCCUCAGAGCUGCCCCCCAGCCCCUGUGUCUCAUGCACUGGCACGUAUGGUCACCUUGGGAGGGUGGGCCUGGGAGGCCCCCCACUCUGACCAUUGAGACCCUCUCUUCACACCCUUCCUGCCAGGGCAGUCCCUCCAGGAAGAAUGCCCAAAGCUGAGGGGCUGGACAUGGCCUCUUCAACUGGGAACCACUUGCGGGCAGGCUCUUCCCUGCUCCCUGGCCUGCAAGAGCCAGUCUGACCCCCAGGCCCCUUGCUUCUUCAGCUACAGCUCCAAAGGUCUGGUUUCAGAUGGGGUUUGUUUGGUUCUGUUUUUGUUUGGGGUGCGUGGGUCAUUGCGGUCUUAGAUUAUGUUUCUCUUGCUACCAAACAGUCAUGUAUUAACUUUCCUUGGAUGAUGAAUUUUAAAGAGUCAAUAAAUAGAAACACCAAA